Molecule: messenger RNA, 438 nt
Organism: Protopolystoma xenopodis
Lineage: Eukaryota; Metazoa; Platyhelminthes; Monogenea; Polystomatidea; Polystomatidae
Source: the annotation of a GenBank genome assembly
UUUGGCUUGUCUGCACGCUCCAGAUGCCUUCUUUGUUGCCCCGUCUCGCCAUGGCAUUCGUCUAAUGUCGGAAAAUUUAGCUCACCACAGUUGAGUAUCAUUGUGUUGCCCCCUCCACUUUCUCUCCUGAGGCUUGGUCCUAUCAAUUGUUAUGUUUCUGACUCAUCGCAACUAUUCAAUGCUCCCACAUCUUCAACGGUCGUUCGGCAAUCCUCUCAUUUCAAUAGCAAGUUACCUGAUCCAUCCCUCGAAUGGGCCAAGCGUGUUGACUUCGACAUCAGACUGUUUGGAGAUGCCAAGUUCGUGCGCAAUUUGCGAGAUAAUAUAGUCAAUAGGUUGAGUGAAGUGAACCUCGAUCAUAUGGAGUGUAUAGCAGGCCUAUCGAAUUGCACCUUGGCCAGCCUCCUACCUUCCACUUUAGUCACCAGCAUUCCCUAA